AUGUUUGUCUUCAGUCGAAAAGACCUCCCUGCGGAGCCUGUAUUCCCCGCGGACCUGGAGAAACUGGGGUACUUCAUCACCAAAGAUGACCAGAUCCGAAAGAUCUCCGCGCCAAAAGAAGAGUUUCAAUUCAAGAUCAACAGGAACGCGCGCUGGAAUGAGAUGCAGCGAGAGGCCAUGAACACAUGCAUUCGCAACAUCGUCCUCUCUCGUCUUCGCAGCCUCGGUCUCAUCACUCUACGACUUCCGCUUACAGCUCGUCCUACCGAUGCGCAUGUGCCCAUCCUCAUCUCCAAGAAUCUGUCCACUGCCUCCCGCGUCAUCGUUGUCUUCGGAGAGCCUAUACAGGACCUUGGCAUCUGGGCUUACCGGACUCUCAGCAGCGAUGGCAUUGAGGUCGGGUCGGCUGUUCAAUUUGCGCGGGCUGUUCUGGGUCAGAAAGAUACGGCACUUGUCCUGGCAAACACGGGGCAGUUGGUGUGGCACUGUGGUUCUGGUCGAGCGAUGACAUUGACGUCCUGGCAUUGCGUUCCUCGAAAGUCGGCGGUAGAUCCGCCGCUGGUUAUGACUCGUCGGAACAAGAUCCCUGGGAAUGGCGACUGGCAGGAACAUAUUCAGUAUGUGUUUGAGGAGAUCUUGGCUGCUCGGGGUCGGCUGGUUAGGGCUGAUGCGAAGAUUGGGGUGGUUGGGUUGGAUGAUGGGGGGUUGGGUGUUAUUCGGUAUUUGGGGAGUAACUGGGAGGCAUGGCGUCCAUAUAUAUCAGCAAUCUGUCUCACCAACCCAUUUCACCGGAUUGGCGUUGACUUCGGAGACAAGGAUGGUAAAGAUUCAAAGGACCCCUCUUCGUUUGUGAGCUUCGUCUCCUCGCGUUGCCGUGGGUAUAUCCUGUCUGAGCAGGAUCUCGGGCUGCCUGUUCCUGCUCCCGAGCAUCAUGGGUGUAACUGCUAUUCGUCUGGCGAGCCGCUGAUUACCGAGUGUGUUAUGCCCAAGGCGUGGGAGGACAUGCUGAAGUGGCUCAAUACGACUUUCGAGGAUCCAGAAUACUGCGAGGCUAAUUUGAUGUUCAGAGAGUUUUUGGGGAAUAUGGGGGGUGAUACUAUGGAGAGAGUUGCUGAGCUUGAGCAAGAGGAUGAUUGA
Messenger RNA from Aspergillus costaricaensis CBS 115574, 1137 nucleotides. RefSeq lists its product as uncharacterized. The record is from RefSeq and is a predicted model, not a curated record. Gene Ontology annotation, molecular function: siRNA binding. The coding region runs from base 1 to 1137 and encodes 378 amino acids. The transcript has 4 exons. NCBI's taxonomy places the organism in Eukaryota, Fungi, Ascomycota, Eurotiomycetes, Eurotiales, Aspergillaceae. Gene Ontology annotation, cellular component: nucleus. Gene Ontology annotation, biological process: regulatory ncRNA-mediated heterochromatin formation.